GCCCCCCCCCAUGGACAUGCUGGAUCCGGGUCUGGACCCCGCAGCCUCGGCCACCGCCGCCGCCGCCGCCGCCGCCGCCGCCGCCAGCCACGAGAAAGGACCGGAGGCGGAGGAGGGAGUGGAGCUGCAGGAAGCCGGGGAAGGCCCCGGGCCUGAGGAGCAGACGGCAGUGGCCAUCGCCAGCGUCCAGCAGACCGCGUUCGCCGACCACAACAUCCAGUACCAGUUUCGCACAGAGAACAAUGGCGGUCAGGUGACGUAUCGCGUGGUCCAGGUGACGGACGGUCAGCUGGACGGGCAGGGGGAUGCCACGGGGGCGGUCAGCGUGGUCUCCACGGCGGCAUUUACCGGGGGGCAGCAGGCCGUGGCUCAGGCCGUGAUACAGAAUCCGUUCAGCAAUGGGGGCAGUCCAGCGGCUGAGGCGGUCAGUGGAGAGACCAGGUUUGCCUACUUCCCGGCGUCCGGCGUGGCUGACGCCACGGCCGUGUCGGUGCAGACCACGGACCAGAACCUGCAGGCCGGAGGUCAGUUCUACGUGAUGAUGACGCCGCAAGACGUCCUGCAGACGGGGACGCAGCGCACCAUAGCCCCCCGUACCCACCCUUAUUCCCCGAAGAUGGACGGGACCCGGACGCCUCGGGAUGAGAGGAGACGAGCCCAGCACAACGAAGUGGAGCGGCGGCGGCGAGACAAGAUCAACAACUGGAUCGUGCAGCUGUCAAAGAUCAUUCCAGACUGCAACACAGACAACAGCAAGACCGGAGCAAGCAAGGGCGGGAUCCUGUCAAAAGCCUGUGACUACAUCCGGGAACUUCGCCAGACCAGCCAGCGCCUGCAGGACACAUUUAAGGAGGCCGAGAGGCUGCAGGUGGACAACGACCUCCUGAGGCAGCAGAUCGAGGAGCUGAAGAACGAGAAUUCGCUGCUCCGGGCUCAGCUGCAGCAGCACGGACUGGACAUUGUGGGGGAGACGCCCCGCCAGUGACCCCUGACCCCGCUGAGACCCCAUGCACCUACCCUGAGAGGGAGGGGGUGUGACCCCCCCCCUUCCCCAGGCCCCUGCAUUUUUUAUAGUAGAUUUUUAACAAAAUCUGGGAGAGAGCACGUCUGUGGAUUCAGCCUCUGCCUCCAUCUGUCUGUCCGUCCAUCUGUCCGUCCAUCUCUGUCUGCCACCUCUCCCGUGCCCCCCACCGCUCCCAUCCUCUCUCUGAUCCUCAGCAGAGGAAGGGAGGCGUGUGAGGCCUGCCGGAUUCUGUACAUUCAGAGCUUCCCCCCCUUCCCUCCCCGCCCCCAACACAUCAGGCAAGGGCAGCAAACCUCCAUCCAGCUGAAUGGGGUUGGAGGGUGGGGAGGCUACGGGACUCUGGAGGGGGAGGGGUCAAAGAGCUGGGGGCUGCUCCCCUUUUUCCUCUCCAUGUGGCCUGGGGUGGGGGUGGAGCUGAGGGACCCGGGGAGGGGACGGGGGUCUGGCCUGCACCUCUCCAGCCUCCUUCCACCCACCUGUGUGUGUGUGUGUGUGUGUAUGUGUGGUGUGUGUGUGGUUUAUGAAUGAAAGAGAGAGUGAGUGAGUGAGAGAGAAAGGUAUUUAAACUGCAAUAAACUGGUCUCCACACAGCC
Molecule: messenger RNA, 1617 nt
Organism: Tachyglossus aculeatus (Australian echidna)
Lineage: Eukaryota; Metazoa; Chordata; Mammalia; Monotremata; Tachyglossidae
Gene: USF2
Product: upstream transcription factor 2, c-fos interacting
Exons: 10
Coding region: 11-985 (324 amino acids)
Biological process (GO): regulation of transcription by RNA polymerase II
Molecular function (GO): DNA-binding transcription factor activity, RNA polymerase II-specific; protein dimerization activity; RNA polymerase II cis-regulatory region sequence-specific DNA binding
Source: RefSeq, a predicted model, not a curated record